Messenger RNA from Larimichthys crocea (large yellow croaker), 468 nucleotides. RefSeq names its product NADH:ubiquinone oxidoreductase subunit B3 (gene ndufb3). Lineage: Eukaryota; Metazoa; Chordata; Actinopteri; Sciaenidae. The record is from RefSeq and is a predicted model, not a curated record. Bases 106 to 384 code for a protein of 92 amino acids. The transcript has 3 exons. Gene Ontology annotation, biological process: mitochondrial respiratory chain complex I assembly; electron transport chain. Gene Ontology annotation, cellular component: respiratory chain complex I; mitochondrion.
GAAAACGCGCUUUGGUAUUUUGUCCUGAAUGCUGUGCCGUACAUUUGCCGUAAAACAGCAGUAAGUGUCACAGCUGCGGCAGCAGAGGUCAACAAACAGCUCAGCAUGGGAGGUGACCAUGGCCACAGCAAGAUGUCCAUGCCAGACUGGCGGCAGUGGAAGGCGGAGGGAACACCACUGGAGUUCACACAGCAGAGGCUGGCAGCCAGGGGCCUCAAGGACCCAUGGGCACGUAACGAGGCUUGGAGAUACUCGGGCGGUUUCGCUCGUGCCGUGACUCUGUCUGAUGUGCUGCUGAGAGGGUUCAAGUGGGGCUUUGCUGCAUUUACUGUUGCUCUGGCUGUGGAGUACGCCCUGUUCCCACCAAAGAAAGGUGGCCACUAAUGCUCAUCACUGUCCCUCAAGCCCAGACCAUAAUGUCUAAUAAUAUUCUGUAUUUUCUGUUAAUUAAAUGUUUUUUUGAUCACU